Molecule: messenger RNA, 354 nt
Organism: Salvia splendens (bonfire salvia)
Lineage: Eukaryota; Viridiplantae; Streptophyta; Magnoliopsida; Lamiales; Lamiaceae
Exons: 1
Coding region: 1-354 (117 amino acids)
Source: RefSeq, a predicted model, not a curated record
AUGGCGAGGGCAUUCGCAGAAGCGCUAUAUGAAGAAGAAGAGCUCCCUCGAACAACAGAGGAAGCCAUAAAAAUCGUCCAUUGGAGAGAGGCGAUGUUGGUGGAAAUGAAAGCUCUAAUGAAGAACAAAACAUGGGAAGUUUGCCUGAAACCUGAGGGAAUCCAUACCGUGGGAUGUCGAUGGGUAUUCACCAUCAAAAGGAGGCCAGAUGGGUCGAUUGAACGAUAUAAGGCGAGGCUGGUAGCAAAGGGGUACACCCAAACUUAUGGAGUUGACUAUGCUGAAACAUUCUCACCUAUGGCGAAGAUGAGUACCAUUCGAGUUCUCUUCUCUAUAGCGGCGAACAGAGAGUGA